This is a messenger RNA of Paecilomyces variotii, 1453 nucleotides long. RefSeq lists its product as hypothetical. Gene Ontology annotation, biological process: cellular respiration; ubiquinone biosynthetic process. Bases 246 to 995 code for a protein of 249 amino acids. The transcript has a single exon. Gene Ontology annotation, cellular component: mitochondrion. Gene Ontology annotation, molecular function: ubiquinone binding. Lineage: Eukaryota; Fungi; Ascomycota; Eurotiomycetes; Eurotiales; Thermoascaceae. The record is from RefSeq and is a predicted model, not a curated record.
UGACAUUGAACGCUUUUGAAACUCUUGCCAUUGGCUCUGCACCACAAAUCUAUAUCAUCUGGAGAGUCUGUAAAAGACUUCAUCACGGCUUUUCCUUUUCAUCUCCUACAUUUCUGAGCUCCAUCCACCGGUUCCCGAACUAUGCGAUAGCCUUCGAGAAACAUCGCGCAACAAGUCACAUCUCCGCUCAUUAAACCCCAUCCUUCGAUCCUCUCCAGGGCAGCAACGCCAUAUAACCUUCUACAAUGAACUCCUCAUUACACCUUCCACGCCAGCUGCUUGGACGCAAUGCAGUCAGAGUUCCGUCUCGCCGGCUCUCAAUCAUCGCAAAACGAACUCCCACCAGCUUAGAAUCUCCAUCACGACGACCUCUUCUUCAACAACAACGACAACAAUCUUUCCUCCUCGCACAGCAACAAUCACGACGCCACUUCCAAAUCCCACCUCUCUCCUCCCUCUUCUCAUCCAACAAUAACAAUAACAACAACAACUCCUCGGACUCAGACCGCCACCUCACCGCAACCCGCAUCCUCCCCCACCCACCAACCCCUCUGUUUCGCGUCAUUUCCUCCGUCGAAUCAUACUCCCAAUUCCUCCCCUUCCUCAGCGCCUCGACCGUAACCGCUCGAGACCCCCAUACCAACUACCCGACCCGCGCGUUUCUCACAGUCGGAUACGGCCCGUUUAGCGAAACAUUCACAUCGCGCGUCGACUGCGAUCCCGAGACAUGGGUGGUAGAAGCGCGCAGCGGAGCGAGGUUCGACGAAGCGGAAAAUAUCCCUGGGGCUGAUGAGGGGAUUUUCGAGUAUUUGGAUACGAAGUGGCGGUUGAUUCCGUUGGAAGGGGAGGGACAGACGAAGGUGCAGUUGGAUAUUCGGUUUAAGUUUCGAAAUCAGUUCCAUGCCACUAUGAUGAGUGCGGUUGAAGGGCAGAUGGCGCAGGUUAUGAUUGAGGCGUUUGAAAAGAGGAUACGGGAGGUGGUGGGUGGGAGGUAAUAAUGGUCUUGCUUUUGGUUAGGGAAUGUUGGUAUAGAUGUGUAUAGAGGGAAUAUAUAGAUUGUAAAUUAGAGGAUCGGUUCUUUCCAGUUGACGGUUUGUUUUUUAUAUUUUUAUUUUCAUGUUACGGUCGUUUUGAGAUACUUUUGUCCUGGAAAAGCUAGGUUUGGUUUUUCCCUUUUUGCCCUCGUUUCUUUUUCUUCUAUAGAAAGAGAUCAUUUGCUGUACAUCUAGACAACACAAGGGGAGAAGCUAUAAAAGAGACAAAAGACAUGGCGUGUAGUAUAAUACAAUAAAUCCGCUCGGCCUGAUCAUCUGCAAAAUGGACACCAAAUCAUAGCAUGCCCAAGCUGCGGUGUCUGUUGAUGGGAUUCCGGUUCUUCGGGGCGCUCACAGCGUUAUAGUUGUCGUAGACCACUUCCCAGUUGAUCCUGUCCCACCAGCGCUCGAGGUACUCG